GGGAUAAGUCUUGGCAAUAACAUCAAGCAACCAAAAGUAACUUCUCCUUGACCUUCAAGGAAUCUAAUAUUCUCAUCCCUCACUCCCAAGUUUCAUUAAUCUAUGCCUCACAAGACAAUUAAAUCCUCCACAUUCUACAAUUGUCAAGCAAAACCCUUGAUUUCUUCCUAGCUAACUUAACUCCUCCAGACAUGGGCCAAGUUCUCAAGAAAUUUGGAGGUGAUGAGAAAAAGGACAAAGAAAUAGUUCCUGUAAUACAAGAAUGUUACGAAAAAUUCUUUGUGAACACUGAGAAUUGGAGCAGGGCUGACUUCUACCAUGCAGUGUGCUUGACUGUCGAAGAAAUCAACAAAAAGUUGGGCAGCACACAAUUUCGGGUGCCAAAGGCAUCAACCCUUGAGCAAGCAUAUGAAAAGCAUCACCAAGGCAAAGGUAAGGCUUUGACAAAGGAAGAAUUUCAGAAGAUACUCCAAGAUGUAAUUCUUGAUACAGGAGUCACUGGCAUUGGAGCAAAAGAUACCCUCUUCUACAUGUUAGGUGUUCCAGUGACUGCACUAUUUUUCAAACAACGCCUAAUUCCAACAGCAAUACCUAACGAAAUCUUCAUUCCUGGGGUCACUUCUGCAACUGUUUUUCUUCUUGCAAAACUCAACAAGAUAUGAACAAAGCCCAGUUGAGUUCUUCUAUGUAAAUGUACCCAUGUAAUUGAUUGGUUGUUGGAUUUUUUUUUUAAUCUUUUUGAGCUAUGCCAAGUAUGUUUUAAGCUGCUAUUUGCAAUUUUGCUUUUUGUCAAUUUGCUCUAUAAUCAGCUACCAUGCAAGUCCGAAAAGUUUAGCUCAAAAUUAGAUGGAUUAUUCUAGUGAAUUAAUGAUAUGACUUAUCCAAACAAGUCCUUUCUUCCAA
Messenger RNA from Coffea arabica (coffee), 903 nucleotides. RefSeq lists its product as uncharacterized. The record is from RefSeq and is a predicted model, not a curated record. NCBI's taxonomy places the organism in Eukaryota, Viridiplantae, Streptophyta, Magnoliopsida, Gentianales, Rubiaceae.